Aedes albopictus (Asian tiger mosquito) is the source of this 3038-nucleotide messenger RNA. RefSeq lists its product as uncharacterized. The transcript has 7 exons. Gene Ontology annotation, molecular function: serine-type endopeptidase activity. The coding region runs from base 94 to 2880 and encodes 928 amino acids. Gene Ontology annotation, biological process: proteolysis. The record is from RefSeq and is a predicted model, not a curated record. NCBI's taxonomy places the organism in Eukaryota, Metazoa, Arthropoda, Insecta, Diptera, Culicidae.
UAUUCUCCCGUGUGUUCUUUCGCAAUCAUCAUCCAAUGUGCUACUUAGUUAGUAGUCGCAUAGAAUUGGUAGAAAUUUGUCCAGCGCCUAACGAUGCGCUCGUGUAAAGUGCACAACUGUGGAAGCUCUAUAAACGCCAAUGCGGCGCUGAUAGUUUUCGGUUUAGUAGCUAUCGAUUCUGCGUUUGGUCGAUUGCAACCAGCCGAGGAUGUGUUCCCCACUGAUGUGAAUAAAGCGUUGCUACCCAACGUGCGCCAGGGAUUGAAUGAUUGCCAUCUCCGGUACCACAAAUACGGUGACUACAACCUAAUCUAUCCGAUCUUGGGAGUUCCCGUGAGGUUGGGUGAGUUCGCUCACAUGGCAGCCGUCGGUUGGACGGGACCGAAUGGCGUUAUUGACUUCAACUGCGGAGGAUCGGUGAUUACCACGCGGCAUGUCAUGACCGCGGCUCAUUGUAGCAAAGGUAUUGAGCCAGAUGUUGUUCGACUAGGAGUGAUCCACAUCAACACCACCUUAGAUGAUCCCAAAAAUAAAUUUGCGCAACAAUACAGAAUUCAAAGAUUCCAACGACAUCCAGAGCAUAAGUUCUCCUCCUCCUAUUUCGACAUUGCCAUCAUAACUCUGGAGCGACCGGUUAUCAUCAACGAUGUGGUGACCCCAGCCUGCCUCUGGGUUCAACCGGAAGUAGACUUUCCGCGUCUCGAAGCUGUCGGAUUCGGGCAAACUUCCUACGUUGGUGACAAAACGCCCAUUCUACUCAAAGUGCAGCAGACACCCAUAUCGAAUGACGAGUGCGCCAAUUUCUACAACUCCAACUAUAAUCGUACGCUCCGUAACGGUAUCGUGGAUACACAGGUUUGCGCCCAUGACAGCAAAAUGGACACCUGCGGUGGUGAUUCCGGUGGCCCUCUGCAGAUAAAGCUGAUGUCCAACCAUAGAUCUACCCCGUACGUCGUUGGAAUCACCUCUUUCAGUGCAUUCUGCGGAAUGGCAGUUCCCUCAGUCUACACCAGAGUGUCCUCCUACAUCUCGUGGAUCGAAACGGAAACCGGAGAAUCCUUCGCAUCGGAAACCUGCGCCUUGCGAUACAUUCAAAAGCGAGAGGCGGACGAGUCGAUGGUUACCAAACGGGUAGGCAAUCACGUGUUCAUCGAACUGGAAAAGAGCUACAUGGACAUUGAAACAGUGGCCAAACAUCGAGUGUACUUAGGUUACAACCAAGGAUCGAACCGAAUCCAAUGGAAUUGCAGUGGAGUCCUGAUCAAUGAGGAUUACGUGCUGACGGUGGCGCACUGUAUCAAUCCUAAGCCGACCCACGUCAAAGUGGGAGAUUUGGACAUUCAUAACGAUCAACCGGGGUCGCAAAUCAUAGAGACAGCACAGUUCUUCAUACAUCACAACUAUCGGGAGGGAUACCUGGAGAACGACAUUGCAGUGGUACAACUGGCUACUGAUGUCAGAUUCGGCCCAGAAGCGAUACCGGCCUGCCUAGUCGACAACGGACUCACCAUGCACAUGUAUGAAAUUGCCGGUCGGGGACCCUACAACCUGAACAAUUUCCUGCACGACAACGAACCCAUCUCCAACAACAACACCCUGGUACUGACCCGAAUGCGAGUGGACCCUACGGCGUGUAAGGGAAUCAACAGCCCCGACGUGAUGUGUGCCCGAAACAGCAAAUUCCUCGUUCCGCAGACGUGUCAGGUCGAACAUGGCGGUCCGCUGGAGCGAGAAACGUGGUACAACGAUCGGUACUACACGUACGUGUUCGGACUGACGGUUGCUGGGCCGGAUUGUGGUUUCGGCAAAGAGGCGUACUUUGUGCGGACAUCGGCACACAUCAAAUGGAUCGAAUCGAUUGUGCUGGGUAAGGGGCAGUACCAGGCGCAAGGUCGACGCGUUCAACGGCAAAUCGUGUUCCCAUCAGACGAUGACGAUUAUUCACCGCAUUCGUAUAACAUGAUCGGGAUGCCCUGUACAACGCCUCGAAACGUAGCAGGUGUUUGUCAGUACUACCGAAGCUGUCCAAAUGUUAACAUGUCUGCUCCUUCUUUGGUGAAAUUUUGUCGCCACGGGAUUGAUCCGAUCGUUUGCUGCGGGGGAUCAGCCUAUGAAGAUAAGUACAGCAUGAAGAAGUGCAUCGGUUACUGGAAACAGUACAAACGACAUGAGGAGGAAGAGUACGAGAGCAUCCCGUCGGAAGGACGACCAGUGCAGAACAAGGAAUAUCCGCAUGUGGCGUUGAUCGGCACCCAGCAGUAUGGCCGAUAUGUCUGGAGUUGUACCGGGACAUUGAUCAGCGAUAGGUACGUCCUGACCAGCGCCGAAUGCGUUAAAUCGGAAACGCAUGACACCGUGCGACUGGGGGCGGUUCGCCAAGAUAAAGGAACUCAAGACAUUGGGAUUGAGGGAUUUAUAAAGUGUCCGAAGUACAACAAGACGACGUCGACUGGGAACUUGGCACUGGUUCGUUUGUCAACCAAGGCAAUCUACAGCGAUCGUGUGCUACCAGCUUGCAUGUGGCUAGAUAACUCAAACGUUCUGCUUAAGCUGUUUAGUCUUGGAGUUGACGAUGGUCAAGUGAUGGUUCGUCCACGCAUGGCCCGUUACAACCAGGACUGCCGGAAGUUCUACAAGAUGACCAGUCUAGUCGACGAGAAGCAGAUCUGUGCGGAGAAUUACUACUUCACGGACAACUCGUGCCAGGAUAGAAGCGGUGAUCCUCUGGAAGGCAUCAUUCAAAUCGGUUCCAUCAAAAUCUCCACUAUCGUGGGGAUAAGCUCGUACAACGUGGGCUGCCCAGGAAAAUCCGACACAGCCACCAUCUAUGCAAGGCUUUCGGCAUACACAGAUUGGAUAUUUUCCGUUCUGGAAGCAUAGAUAUUAGUGUUUAGUACUCGUCUCCUCUGCGGUUCGAGUGAAAGAACCUGUAAUUGCGAACUGGAAAUUGUUACUAUAUCAAAUCCCAUGUGUUCUCUUUGUUUUGAAUCUUUUUUCGCGUAAUAAAAAAACAAAUUGAUAUAUAUCAAAACAAUUAA